AUGGCAGCUGCGCCUCUGAAAGUGUGCAUCGUGGGCUCCGGGAACUGGGGUUCAGCUGUUGCCAAAAUAAUUGGCAAUAAUGUCAAGAACUUUCAGAAGUUUGCCUCCACGGUCAAGAUGUGGGUCUUUGAGGAAAUGGUUAACGGGAGAAAACUGACAGACAUCAUAAACAGUGACCACGAGAACGUGAAGUACCUCCCAGGACAUAAGCUGCCUGAGAAUGUGGUUGCCGUCCCAAACCUCAAAGAGGCCGUGAAGGAUGCCGACCUGCUGGUGUUUGUUAUUCCUCACCAGUUCAUUCACAGGAUUUGCGACGAGAUCACGGGGCAGGUGCCCAAGAACGCGCUGGGGAUCACCCUCAUCAAGGGGAUAGACGAGGGCCCCGAAGGGCUGAAGCUCAUCUCUGACAUCAUUCGGGAGAAGAUGGGCAUUGACAUCAGCGUCCUCAUGGGAGCCAACAUCGCCAAUGAGGUGGCGGCCGAGAAGUUCUGCGAGACCACCAUCGGCAGCAAAGUGCUGGCGAAUGGCCUUCUCUUCAAAGAGCUCCUGCAGACUCCCAACUUCCGGAUCACAGUGGUCAAUGACGCCGACACUGUUGAGCUCUGUGGCGCUCUGAAGAACAUUGUGGCCGUGGGUGCUGGCUUCUGCGAUGGUCUGCGCUGUGGGGACAACACCAAGGCUGCGGUCAUCCGCCUGGGCCUCAUGGAGAUGAUCUCAUUUGCCAAGAUCUUCUGCAAGGACCAGGUGUCCACAGCCACCUUCCUGGAGAGCUGCGGGGUGGCCGACCUCAUCACCACAUGCUACGGGGGCCGGAACCGCCGGGUGGCAGAGGCGUUCGCCAGGACGGGCAAGACCAUUGAAGAACUGGAGAAGGAGAUGCUGAACGGACAGAAACUCCAGGGACCUCUGACGUCUGCUGAGGUGUACCGCAUCGUCAAGCAGAAGGGCAUGAUUGACAAGUUUCCGUUGUUUACUGCAGUCUAUCAGAUCUGCUACGAAGGGAAACCCGUCCAGGAUAUGCUGUCCUGUCUGCAGUGCCAUCCGGAGCACAUAUGA
Elephantulus edwardii (Cape elephant shrew) is the source of this 1056-nucleotide messenger RNA. RefSeq names its product glycerol-3-phosphate dehydrogenase 1-like (gene GPD1L). The transcript is spliced from 8 exons. The coding region runs from base 1 to 1056 and encodes 351 amino acids. The record is from RefSeq and is a predicted model, not a curated record. NCBI's taxonomy places the organism in Eukaryota, Metazoa, Chordata, Mammalia, Macroscelidea, Macroscelididae. Gene Ontology annotation, biological process: glycerol-3-phosphate catabolic process; carbohydrate metabolic process. Gene Ontology annotation, molecular function: protein homodimerization activity; NAD binding; glycerol-3-phosphate dehydrogenase [NAD(P)+] activity. Gene Ontology annotation, cellular component: cytosol; glycerol-3-phosphate dehydrogenase (FAD) complex.